CCUCACCACCACCACACUCUUUUCUAGCUGUCAUUCUCUUCUAGUCGCUCUUUUAAAACUACUCAAAAGUCAAGCAAAACCAAUACCUAUCUCAAUCUCAUCACAAUGACUGCUCAUCAUCGCCGCCAUCAACGUCUAGCAAUGGAUCGUCGCCAGGCUACAAAUUCGGGCUCUUCUGCAGGAGGUACGACGGCGUCAGAUAAGCCAACGUCAACGACGUCAACAACGCAGCGAACGACAGCCUCAACUACGAGCACCUCCCCCACGCAACAAACUUCGACAACGCCCGAGUCAAAGCCAACGACGUCGAAUACACAGCAGCAGCAGCAAUCUACCACCCAGACGACACCAACGACGUCACUUACCGCCACGCCAACGGCGUCCACGACAACGCCCACCACGGCACAUACCAGUCCCACUUCCUCUACCACACAGAGCACACAGACGACCCAGCAACAAAAUACAUCGCUCGCGCAGAACCAGAUCACCAAUACGGCUCAGCGAGGAACGAGUACAGUCUUCUCUACGGCACUCGGAGGGGUAUCGAGUUCUCAUACAUCUGCGUUGCCCACAUCUACCACUGGCAGCGAUAAAGGUGGCAAUGGCGGGACGAGCGCAGGAAAAGUCAUUGGAACCGUGGCGGGUGUCGUUGGUGGAAUUGUCGCCAUCUGCGUGAUUGCUGCCUGGAUCAUGCGAAUUUGGCGUAAGAAACAGGACCGUGAGGCUGAAGAGGCUGCUGCAGAUGCGUUCAGCGCCAGCGAGUUCCGUAAAUCUGCCGUGUUGCUGCAAGAUUCUUCCCCACGUUCUCCGAGACCACCCAGUAUCAUCGAGAGGAGGUUGAACGCUGCCCCUAUAUCGGUGAUAAGCAGUUCCGGUGGGUAUCCUUCUCAGCCCGUACAGGGUUACGGUGGAGGAUACCAUGGUGCGGGCCCGGGCGGAUAUGAACAAGGAGGAUACGACCGGGGUUCGUAUUACGAGUACCAGCAAUACCAACAGCAGCAAUUACAGCCGCAGUUUCAAAUGCCCCCCUACUCGCCGACCUCAGCUGACCCGUUCAUGUCUUCAGCCGCUUCCCAUGUUGGGUCCCCUAUUCCCCAAACGUACAGCCCUGCACCUUAUGCACCUCAAUCGCAGGCGGGUAGUCUCCCGGUGUCUGCCAGUCAGCCUAUGCUCUCGCCUACCGCUUCUCAGCAGGACAACAGGCUGUCAACGGCGUCUUCGAUCCUUGUCAAUCCUCACGAUUCUGUUGCGUUCGGAACGGGACCUGUGGAUAUGGCGAGACAGAGUAGCUUCUGUAGUCUUCCUGGAUCUCCGACGACGGUUUCGCCUGCGCAAGGAUUGGAGUCGUUCUUGAGGGAUCCGAAAAAUGGUGAGGAUCAGGUGAAGCAUGAGGGGGUGAACCCUAGUGCGAAACGAGACUCGGAUGUUAUUGAUGCUUAUCGGUACUAA
This is a messenger RNA of Marasmius oreades (fairy-ring Marasmius), 1449 nucleotides long. RefSeq lists its product as uncharacterized. The coding region runs from base 106 to 1449 and encodes 447 amino acids. The transcript is spliced from 3 exons. Lineage: Eukaryota; Fungi; Basidiomycota; Agaricomycetes; Agaricales; Marasmiaceae. The record is from RefSeq and is a predicted model, not a curated record.